Messenger RNA from Cyanistes caeruleus (blue tit), 1669 nucleotides. The record is from RefSeq and is a predicted model, not a curated record. NCBI's taxonomy places the organism in Eukaryota, Metazoa, Chordata, Aves, Passeriformes, Paridae.
AGGGAAGACUGGCAAUGAAGAGAAGCUAUGAAGGGAACAUCUGCAUAGAAGGCAGACACAGGAAUCGAGUGACCAUGUCGAAGCACCACGAUGCAGGGACCGCUUUCAUCCAGACCCAGCAGCUGCACGCUGCCAUGGCAGACACCUUCCUGGAGCACAUGUGCCGCCUGGACAUCGACUCGGAGCCAACCAUCGCCAGAAACACUGGCAUCAUCUGCACCAUUGGCCCGGCCUCCCGCUCUGUGGACAAACUGAAGGAAAUGAUUAAAUCUGGAAUGAACGUUGCCCGCCUCAACUUCUCUCACGGCACCCAUGAGUAUCACGAGGGCACAAUCAAGAAUGUGCGAGAAGCCACAGAGAGCUUUGCCUCUGAUCCCAUCACCUACAGACCUGUGGCUAUUGCACUGGACACAAAGGGACCUGAAAUCCGAACUGGACUCAUUAAGGGAAGUGGAACAGCAGAAGUGGAGCUGAAGAAGGGCGCACAGCUCAAAGUGACCCUGGAUGAUGCCUUCAUGGAGAAAUGUGAUGAGAACACGCUCUGGUUGGACUAUAAGAAUCUCAUCAAAGUUGUAGAAGUUGGCAGCAAAAUCUAUGUGGAUGAUGGUCUGAUUUCUUUGCUGGUUAAGGAGAAAGGGAAGGACUAUGUUAUGACAGAGAUUGAGAACGGCGGCAUGCUUGGCAGCAAGAAGGGCGUGAACCUGCCUGGUGCUGCCGUCGACCUGCCCGCUGUCUCUGAAAAGGAUAUUCAGGACCUAAAAUUCGGUGUGGAGCAGAACGUGGAUAUGGUGUUUGCUUCCUUCAUCCGCAAGGCUUCUGAUGUCCACGCUGUCAGGAAGGUGCUGGGGGAAAAGGGAAAGAACAUCAAGAUCAUCAGCAAGAUUGAGAACCAUGAGGGUGUGCGCAGGUUUGAUGAGAUCAUGGAGGCCAGCGAUGGCAUUAUGGUGGCCCGUGGUGACCUGGGAAUCGAGAUCCCGGCUGAAAAAGUCUUCCUCGCCCAGAAGAUGAUGAUUGGGCGCUGCAACAGGGCUGGCAAACCUAUCAUCUGUGCCACUCAGAUGCUGGAAAGCAUGAUCAAGAAGCCUCGCCCAACACGUGCCGAGGGCAGCGACGUCGCCAAUGCUGUCCUGGACGGAGCGGACUGCAUCAUGCUCUCCGGGGAAACAGCCAAGGGAGACUAUCCCCUCGAGGCUGUGCGCAUGCAGCACGCUAUCGCCCGUGAGGCUGAGGCCGCAAUGUUUCAUCGUCAGCUGUUCGAAGAAAUUUUACGCCUCAAUGUUAACAACAGGGACCCUGCCGAUGCCAUGGCGGCGGGCGCGGUGGAGGCCUCUUUUAAGUGCUUAGCUGCAGCCCUGCUAGUCCUGACCGAGUCUGGCAGGUCGGCACACCUGGUGUCGCGGUACCGCCCGCGGGCCCCCAUCAUCGCCAUCACCCGCAAUGAGCAGACGGCGCGCCAGGCCCACCUGUACCGCGGCAUCUUCCCCGUGCUCUGCAAAGACCCUGCCCAGGACGCCUGGGCCGAGGACGUGGACCUGCGCGUCAACCUGGGCAUGAAUGUCGGCAAAGCUCGAGGGUUCUUCAAGACCGGUGACCUGGUGAUCGUGCUGACGGGCUGGCGCCCUGGCUCUGGCUACACCAACACCAUGCGUGUGGUGCCCGUACCCUGAGC